Molecule: messenger RNA, 6972 nt
Organism: Lytechinus variegatus (green sea urchin)
Lineage: Eukaryota; Metazoa; Echinodermata; Echinoidea; Temnopleuroida; Toxopneustidae
Product: bromodomain and WD repeat-containing protein 3-like
Exons: 35
Coding region: 259-5994 (1911 amino acids)
Biological process (GO): cytoskeleton organization; regulation of cell shape; regulation of transcription by RNA polymerase II
Cellular component (GO): nucleus
Molecular function (GO): protein binding
Source: RefSeq, a predicted model, not a curated record
GUUCAAUCCUAUUAGGUUGAGUAUUUACACUGUCAUAUCAAGAUAUUUUCCCACAACAAUGAGAUAUUCAGCGAGCUAUAUUAGCAUUGCGCACUGAUACUAUGCAAACGCUCGAGUAAGCGCAGUGCAGGAACAAGGCCGAGAAUUUUUACGGUGUUUAUUGCGAGGUUGUGAAACACAUGUAUCUCUUCUGACAAAAAAUUCUAAUUAUCUGCUUGCUUUCCAUUCGUUUCCUUUCUUGACAGACCAUGUUUAGAUAUGGCUGAAGAGGAUGUAGGAAGGGUAAACGACAGUACUACUGAAUCAGAAUUGUACUACUUAAUUGCCAAAUUUCUGGAAAAUGGACCCUGCAAAGAGUCAGCCAAUGUUCUCCGACGAGAGAUCGAGCAAAAUGGGUUAUUUUCUGCCAGAUUUGAUUGGAAAGGCAACCAACAUCGACAGAGCAUCAAAAACUUGGAAAAUUGCAAUGGUCACAUUAAGAAUGAUCAUCUGUUGAAAAUUGUUGGUCGCAUCGGACAUCUCCUGGACAAAGAUGUGAAGCCAAGAGUGCCUGGUGUAAAGUCGCUGCUAGGGGGCGCUAGACAAUCCCUUCUUCGCACAGCAGCAGAUGUGAAGCCCCCUCUAUGGAGUCCGUCUGUACAUGCAGCACUUUACCACCAACGGCCCAUAGCUCCACCAAAUAAACUUUCUCAAGUGCCAAAUGUCUACAAUGUUAUCAGAGGGAGACAACUGGCUGGUGUAGCUCGUCUUGAUCACAUAAUGCCAGGGGAGAGGUAUGGCCGUACGAACCUUCACCUUCGAACCCUAGGUCAUCUGUCAUCAGCUUACUGUGUUUUGUUUGAUCAGACUGGUCGCAGGAUAAUCACAGGGGCAGAUGACCACUUGGUCAAAAUAUGGAGCGUUGAUGACGGCCGACUUCUUGCCACCCUGAGAGGGCAUGCUGCCGAGAUCGUGGACAUGAACGUGAACUACGAGAACACGCUGAUUGCCGCAGCAAGCAAUGAUAAAGUGAUAAGGGUUUGGAACCUUCAGUCACUCACUCCUGUGGCCGUACUGAUGGGCCACACAGCUAUGAUUACAUCAUUGGAGUUCUCUCCAUACGUCAGAGGAUCAGCUCGUUACAUGGCUUCUACUGGUGCAGAUGGAUGUGUGUGUAUCUGGGUAUGGGAGAAAGAAACUCUCAAAUUCAAUAACAAGCCAAUCAAAUUCCAAGAGCGAAACAGACCUGGCUCACAGAUGCUUUGUCUGUCUUUUAGUCCUGGUGGUACAUUCCUCGUUGCUGGUGGAACAGAUAAUGCCAUUAGAGUCUACAACUUCAACACUAUCCCUCCUGAGAAAGUAACAGAGCUUGAGGCACAUACAGAUCGAGUGGAUAGCAUUGGAUUCUGCCAUUCUGGGUCUCGCUUCAUCAGCGGCAGUAAAGAUGGUACGGCCAGGGUGUGGCGAUAUGAGAGGCAAGGCUGGAAGAGCAUCCUCCUCAACAUGAAUUUGAGAUUACCAGGUUCCAAAGCACCAGGUCUUGACGAGGGCAACAAGAUAGUGAAACAUCGGGUAACAAUGGUUGGAUGGGAUAAGAAUGAUUACUACGUGGUCACUGCCGUCAAUGAUCACUCCUUGCGCGUCUGGAACUCCAACAAUGGCAAACUGGUCUAUGAGCUAUAUGGUCACACAGAUGAGGUAUACGUCCUAGAAGGUCACCCUAAAGAUGUUAGGAUAUUCCUGAGUGGGGGUCACGAUGGUCUUAUCUUCCUAUGGGAUCUGACCACUGGUCAACAGCUCUACCGGUUUCUCAAUACGAUUGAGGGCCAGGGGUACGGGUCUAUCUACGACUGCAAGUUCUCACCGACCGGAGAGCAGUUUGUAGCCACUGAUUCACAUGGUCAUUUCAGCAUCUUUGGCAUGGGCUCAAGCAAACCUUACGACAAGGUUCCCAGAGAGCAGUUCUUCCACACCGACUACCGCCCUCUAGUCCGUGAUGCCAAUAAUUACGUCCUUGAUGAACAGACGCAACAGGCACCCCACCUCAUGCCCCCGCCCUUCUUGGUUGAUAUCGAUGGGAACCCCCACCCCCCUAGGUACCAGAGGCUUGUUCCAGGACGAGAGAACUGCACUGACAACGCACUGGUUCCCCAGAUUGGUGUGGCUGAAAAUGGUAAUAACGAAGUGAUUGGGGAAGGAGAGAUGAGGGAGCCGGAGCCUCUGAACGAGGAGAACGAGGCCAAUCAAGCCGCUAGUCUCCUGGAUGAACUGAUUCAUCGGAUGCAGCAGGAGCAGGAUGAGGAGAGGGGGGAGCCCCAGCAGGAGGGCCCUCGUACUCCUGGUAGAUCAGCAAAUGGUCCGCUAUCCCCGUCUAUGUCCCCAAGAGGAUUAAGGAGAGCAGGAGAGAUAGAGGGUGUCCGUCAGGCCACCGGAAACGUUCCUGUCAGCCAGCGGGCAUCCCAGGCGGAACUGCUGUCGUUCAAAACAAGGAUGGUUGUGCCGGCAUUGUCGUAUGCUGUGGCGAGGUUCCGGGAAGAGUUUCGGAGAAAGCUAGAUGAGGAAGCGUCCGGGCGGUUCAAGGCAGAAAGGAAAAAGAAGGUGAUGCCCUCUCCAGUUGAAACGACUGAUUCUGGCGACUCUUACGAGAGACUGAGGAGAAGGAAGAAACCAAAGAAGACGGCAAACCACAACUACAGGACCAGAGCCAACCAGGAUGGGACUCCCCUCCAGGAGGGUAUUGGGAUGGAGGAGGAGAGAAGGAGGAGAAUGAGGGUGGAGGAAAUGGUAGCUGAUGAAGGCGAUGAUACACUCACUGAUGUGGAUGAGCCUGCAGAUGAAGGAGCAAUGACUGGAGCAGAGACGUCUGAGGAGGAGGUUGAAUGGCGUAGUACAAGUGAACAUGAAAGUGAAUCCAGUGAGUAUUCUGAUUGGACGGCUGAUGCGGGCAUCAACCUCCAACCACCAAAGAAGAAGACAAGAAGGAGAGAAAUGCCCUGGGAGUCUGGAGGGGAGUCUAGCUCUUCCCCCAUGAAGACUCCAUCAGCAACCCCAGUGAAAUCAAAGAGGAAAAGAAGGCCCCCGAAGGCCCUUAUCGAUGACAUGGAGAUGGACGAUGCAGAACCGAUGGCGGAACUUCCAGAGGAGAUGAAGCCUCCUCUCUGGAUCACCGACGCUACCCCAAGGCGCACCCCCUACGUGCCUCAGAUGGGGGAUGAGGUGAUGUACUUUCGGCAGGGUCAUGAGGCGUAUGUUGCCGCAGUCAAGAAGAGGAAGGUAUACCACAUAGAACCCAAGAAACAGCAUUGGACCAAAAUUAAUCUCAGGGACCAUGAGUUAGUACGUGUGAUGGGUAUCAAGUACCAGGUCGGACCCCCUACACUGUGUGGGCUGAAACUUGCUUUCAUGGACCCAGAGACAAGGAAAUCAACCGGAGGGAGCUUCUCCAUCAAAUACCAUGACAUGCCGGAUGUCAUUGAUUUCCUAGUCCUCCGUCAACACUUUGACCAAUCAGUCGCCAUGAAGUGGAAGCUGAAAGAUCGCUUCAGGGCGAUGAUCGAUGAUGCCUGGUGGCAGGGGACUAUCGUUGCACAUAGUCCGCUCGACCCAGAACAUCCUGAUAGUCUGUUCCAGUGUUACCUUGUAGACUGGGAUAACGGAGAAUGUGAGCGAAUGAGUCCAUGGGAUCUUGAGCAGAUCGACGAGGAGAAUAUGCCAGAUAAUAAAGGAGGCAGUAUACCUGUAACAGACGAUGAGCUGUUUGCCAGGCUUUAUGUUCCAGGUCCAGGGGAGUGGGGAGAUAUAGACAGGGAUACUUGCUGUGAUAGACUACUCAAAUGCUUACAACAGGUAAUGGAGCUUCGUAUUGCGGAGCAAUUCAACACCCCGGUGGACCUGAGCCGUUACCCCUUGUAUGCCUCCAUGGUGCCUUACCCUACAGACCUCAGCACCAUCAUGCGCCGCCUGGAGCGCCGGUUCUACCGCCGUAUCACCGCGCUCCAGUGGGAGGUCAGGAAACUGGAGCAGAACGCCCUCCUGUUCAACGAGAAGGACAGCAUCAUCGUCCAGUGGGCCGAGACUCUGGUCAAGAUUCUUAUGGAGGUCAUCAAGGACGAUCACUGCGACGAUGCCAUGGACAUCUACAACCGCAUCACAAAGGAUAGUGAUGUUGAUGUCUGCGUGGAUGACUCUCAUUCUGGGAGUGAGGAUAAACGUGGCAGAUCAAAAGGCAAGAAGGGAUCGCCAUCCAAGAAGCAGAAGCGUAAGAACCGUGCCUGCUAUAACUCCAAGGCAUGGGUAGAGGAAUGUAAGACACUCAUCAAAGACAUGUGGGAUUGCCAUGACUCGGAGCCAUUCAGGACACCGGUUGAUGAAAGGGCUUAUCCUGAGUAUAGAGAAAUUAUUGACCACCCGAUGGAUCUGUCAACAAUCAAACAACAGUUUGCCAGCGGGAGUUACCGGGAUCCUAUGGACCUUGGUAAAGACAUCAGGCUGAUGUUCACCAACGCCAAGAGCUUCACUCCAAACAAAAAAUCAAGAAUUUAUGGCAUGACCCUGAGGUUGUCGGCUGUCUUUGAAGAACACUUCUUGAAGAUAAUCGGCAACUAUCGCUCAGCCCUCAAGUACGAGAAGCAGGUCAAGACUGGCUUGAAAAAGAGGAAGCAAAUGCUGUCUAGUCCGGAGGAUCGCCACAAAUCACCGCAGAAGCGCCACGUCAGGCGGUUGAAGGUCAAAAGGUCUCUGACAACGGGUCACUCCAUGGACGGCGAUGACGACGCCAGCGACAUCGACGCCCCCGGCCCCUCUGUCAUCCAGAGACGAUUGGCAAGGUCUACCAAGAAGAGAAGGAAAGAGGAGAGCGAGGAAGAGGAGGAGGAGGAUAAGGACAAGCCAGGACCAAGUGGUUGUCAUGGCAACACUUCCCGGGUAACUCAUAAAAAGCAGCUGAAUGGUUUCGGUCAAGAUGAAGAUGAUUCCGAUACCGAUAUUGAACCUCAAGCUAAUGUGAAAUUAAAAGCAGUUCCGAACAAACAAUCAAAGGCUGAAUCCAAGGGUGGAAAGAAAGGCGGGAAAGGAAAGGCAAAGGGAAAGAAACCUUCUGCCAAGCCAGUCAUCAAGGAAGAAGUAGAAGAGGAAGAAGAGUUGGAGGAGGAGGUGGAAGAAGAAGAUUCCGGUGAAGAAACCGAGAUCGAGGAACAGAAUGUAAAGAAGGAAAAGGAAGAUGAUGAUACUGAGGUGGAAGAGGAAGAAGAAGAGGAGGUUGGGGUAGAAGAAUCAGGAGAAGAAGACUCCGAAGAUGAGGAGGAAGAAGAAGAGGAGGAGGACGAAGAAGAGGAGGAGGAGGAGGAGGAAGAAGAGGCAGAGGAAGAGCCUGUCAGAAAGACAAGGUUAAGAUCAAGGACAAACUUAACCAAUGGCUACGGUUCAAGACAGAAGAAGGUAGAUGCCUCCAAUAGUGAAGGGGAGGAUAAAGAGGAGGAAGAAGAGGAAGAUGGCGAUGGUGGCGAUAGUGAACACAGCAACUACGAAGCUGGCUCUGACAUCAACUCUAACGAGGAAUCCGAAUCAUCAACAGAGGAAAGCGAGAGCGAAAGUUCCGAUUCAGACAUUGAUAGCCAUUACAAAACUAGGCGGAGGACCAAAGGUAGAACUAAAAAACCCACGAAAAGAAGUAAAAGAGGGCAAAAAAUUGGCAAGAAGCGAAAAGCAAAAUCAAAACACUCGUCGCGUGUGUCGCCGAAGAAGCGUUCCAAGGUGGAUUACAGCGACGAAGACGACGUUUACGUGCCCUCGCACAAGGUGAAGUUUCAGACGGAGAGACGGACACGGAACCAAGGCAGGCACAUGCAGUAUUAUGGGGACUUUGAUGAAAGUGAUAAUCAGAGCGACAAUCAAAGCGAUAACCAGAGCUUCAAUCAGAGUGAGGAGGAGGAGGAGGAGGAUGGAAAGAGCGUUUCCAGUCGUGGAAGAGUCAGAAAACUGACGGCAAGGGCACGUGCGCGAUUGCUCGGAACAUGACACAAACACGAGAUGCUGCAACCGAAUCCAGCAUGUUUUCAGGGAUGUUCACAAUCUUAAGUACUUCAAUUCAUUCUGUUGAAUAGGCACAAUGAUGAAAGGUAUCAUCUAUAAUGAGUAUGAUUAACAAAGAGACAACAUUGUAUCAAAAUUACAGAAUCAGGGCUGUAUAUCUAAGAUUGAUUUCCAAGUCUAUUCUGGAAUUGUAUCUUUAUGUCACAAAAUCUGCGUACACGGUAUCUUUAUCUGUCAGACUAUGCUUUUAAUAGUUGAUUUCAAAUUGCUUUAAAAAUGACUUUUAGUUCAUGAAUGCAUGUUGCAUUUUCUCAAUUCCAUAGGGUAACUAUUAACUCAAAUAAAAGGAGUGCAUUAUGUUUUUCUUUUUGAAAGAAAAAGACAAAAUUCAUUGUUACAGAAAUUGGAAAUGUAAUUGCCCAUUGUGUUUUAUACAUUGGGGUCUAAAAUUGUGAUACGUGUGUGCAAAAUCCUUCAUAUGCACAUGUCAAAUGCUGCAAUUUAAGAUAUGUUUUGAACUGGAUUACAUAACUAAGUGAAUGAGAAUGGUUGAUCAACAAGUGGAAUUUCUAGCUUGAAUGUUAAAAAGUGUGAAAGAUCGAGAGGGAGAGAGACAACUUUAUAGGUGUGCGACAAACAAAUUCAAAUUUUCUUGAUAACUCAACAUUCCUUUAUUCCAUCGCAGUUUAGUAGCACUGUUUGGAUACAGGUUUUUAAAUUUUGUUUCUUUGUUUGGAAGUAAAUUUGGGAGAAAAUAACAUUAUUUUGAUAUCAAUUGCUUGUUCUGGAGCUGUACACCCAUGGAUGAAAGAAAAUUUAAUCGAGUUUUGACAACAAAAGGGGGAAAAACAGUUAAGAAGCAAUUAUCUCUGACAGGGUUACUGUUUCAGAGCUGCCAAGUAGUAGGGAUUUUCAGUAUUUAGUACUGAAAAAUGAGAAGAAUACUGGUGGUUAUAUGCAGAA